Messenger RNA from Xyrauchen texanus (razorback sucker), 5217 nucleotides. Its product is annotated as leucine-rich repeat and calponin homology domain-containing protein 2-like. Bases 1 to 2262 code for a protein of 753 amino acids. The record is from RefSeq and is a predicted model, not a curated record. Gene Ontology annotation, molecular function: protein binding. The transcript has 22 exons. Lineage: Eukaryota; Metazoa; Chordata; Actinopteri; Cypriniformes; Catostomidae.
AUGAAAAUGGCGGCUAGUCAGGGAGGUGUGGGUCCUGCUGCGGCUCUUCAGAGCCAGCACUAUUUUAAUGUUGUUCACUGGAACCCGGGCGUGCUGCAACAGCAGCAGCAGCAGCAUCCGCUGCACACAGCCCGCAGUUUGGAGCGCGCUCUGGAGGACGCCGUCUGCUCCGGGAUGCUCAACAUCAGCGGCAGAAAAUUGCGCGAGUUCCCGGGGCUGAACUACGAUCUGACCGAUACUACACAAGCAGACUUGUCAAGAAACCGUUUCUGUGAAAUGCCCCCAGAACUCUGUAUGUUUGCACCGCUGGAGUCAUUAAACCUCUACCACAACUGCAUAAAAGUCAUUCCAGAGGCCAUUAUCAACUUACAGAUGCUCACCUACCUGAACAUCAGUCGAAAUCAACUAUCUGUGCUCCCAAAGUAUCUCUUCAAUCUUCCCCUGAAAGUCCUGGUGGUGAACAACAAUAAACUCCUGUCUGUUCCUGAAGAGAUCGGCAAAGCCAAAGACAUUAUGGAGCUGGACAUCAGCUGUAAUGAGAUCCAGGUGCUUCCUACACAGAUGGGGAAACUCCUUGCAUUACGAGAACUCAACAUACGAAGAAACUACCUUCAAGUGCUACCAGACGAGUUGUCUGACCUGCCGUUGAUUAGGUUGGAUUUCUCUUGUAAUAAGAUUACUGAGAUUCCCCCAUCUUACCGCAAACUCAAGCAGUUACAACACAUUGUUCUUGACAACAACCCCAUGCAGUUUCCUCCAGCGCAGAUCUGUUUAAAGGGGAAGAUUCACAUCUUCAAGUAUUUAAACCUGCAGGCAUGUCUCCUGGAUAAAAAAACAGACACUCUUGACAUGCCCUUGCUGGGAAAACGAUGCUUACCACAGCAACUGACAGACAGUAUGGAAGAUUUCUAUCCCAGUAAAAACCAUGGCCCUGACUCAGGUAUUGGCAGUGACAAUGGUGACAAAAGGCUGUCGACUACAGAGCCAUCUGAUGAUGACACAGUUAGUCUCCACUCUCAAGUAUCUGAGACAGCACGGGCUGAUGCACACAUACUUCUCACAAAGUUGGACUCAAACAAAGAUCAGGACCUAUACGACUUUAUUGAUCCAAAUCCAGAUGAAGAGGCUACACUUUCUGAGGGAGAUAUACAACACAAUGCACCCUUUGUGUCUUGUAUAAAGGAGCUGGAGAGGGUUUUAAAAACACACCAAAGCAAAGACAAAGAGAACUGUAAAGAGGAGUCUGGGUCAGAGAAAGAGCAGUUAGCUGAAGAGGAGGAAGUGUUGGAUCUGAGGAAGAUCGCAGUACAGCUGCUACAGCAAGAGCAACAGAACAGGAGGCGGUCCCUAAUUUGCAGGGCAGAGAGUCUAAUACACCGUAGAAGAGCAGCAGGGAGAGCUCACAGAUUUCUUAGCCACUCAGGAAGCAGCAGCAAACAGAGAUCUCCAUCUCAGACUGGUAGAAGUGCAUCACUAGAUGAGGGAAGCAGCUCAGCCUCUGCUCUUAGUGGACAGGAGACUGAUCUCACUGAUGAAGAUGCAGCUUUCACUGAGCCAUCUUCCUCUUGCUCGUUUGAUGGAUGUUUGAAAUCAGAAAGCAGUGAAUCAGAACCAAGAUGGCCAGAGGUUCCUCCUGUACUCAACCAAAAUGAGGAUCGCAGAAGAAACAAGUACCUGAGGAAAGACUACCUGAAGUACAAGUGCCAAAGUGCUCGAAGAAACUCCAGUGGCCAUGGCAAUGGUUGUGAGGAGGGAAUGUGUUCUAAUGAUUUCAUCACAACCCUCACAGUUUUUGGCCUGAAACCUAGAUCAGCCUUCCCCAGUGGCAGUCGUCAAGACUUCUGCUCCACAGACCCAAGCUUCACCAUGAGGAGAAAGAUGGAGCACCUCAGGGAAGAGAUGGAACAGAUCGGACUCCUGCGGCAGAACCUCGAGUCCAGGUUAAAGUUUUUAUUGCCCGAUGAUGUGGGUGCUGCUUUAAUGGAUGGUGUUGUUUUAUGUCAUCUGGCCAAUCACAUUCGUCCCCGUUCAGUGACCAGCAUUCAUGUGCCCUCCCCUGCAGUGCCAAAGCUGAGCAUGGCUAAGUGCCGGCGGAAUGUUGAGAAUUUCUUGGAUGCAUGUAAAAAACUUGGAGUGCCACAGGAAAAAUUGUGUUUGCCACAUCACAUCCUGGAGGAGCGAGGUCUGGUGAAAGUUGGUGUCACUGUACAGGCAUUGCUGGAUCUUCCAUCAAUAAAACCCAACCAUCUUUCCACCAUGUAGCAUUGCUGGAUCAUGGGAUGACCGCUAGCAUCCGUUUAUCCUGCCUAACCAACUCAUAUUCAUGUCCUCCACCCCAGAUCAUUUCUUAAUACUUUUAUGUGGAGGUCAUGACCCUUCAUUUAACUACGGCGAUAAGGCCAGCUUCCCCCUACCUCUUAUAACCCCUUAUAAAGUGUCCUAGACAUUUUAAAGCUUACUCGGGAGGAAUUUGGAAGUUUAAGCCACAUAUUUCAUUCUGAGAGGAGACAGGUAAGCAGACCAAAACCGAAGAGGGGUACAGACCCUAUUAAGGCAAGCUUAAUGCAGUAGACUACAAUAGUAAUGAAUUCACCUUUUCUUGGAUAAAUGCUAAAUAUCUGUUUCUAUUCCAUGAGGGAUGUACACCUUCUUUUUUUAUCUCCUCAUCUCUCUCAUUGUCUCUCUUCUCUUGGACCGGUGAGCCCUACGGGUGAGGACAUGAGAAAAGUACACAGCUGUCUGGCUGAUUAUGGACCAGAGGGAAGGUGUUACUUAAACACCAGACCAACCUUUCACCUGUAUGAAGCCACUAAGAGCUGUCAAUCAACUGCAACGUUUGUCAUGUCCCAUUCUGUCACUCCCUUGCUGUGUGAGAAAAAAAUAAAAGGGCAUAAGCAUGUGCAUGUAAUCAGAACCAGACCAGCACAGACUGGACCUGACAGAUGAAAAUGUGUUGACAUAAACAAUGUGUCACUAACAAACACGGUUGAUACACUUGGGUAAGGUGAGUCAGUGCUGUGGCAGCGGGCUCUGCAUUAUGCAUUAUAAUGGGCGGUUGUGUUUGAACAGUGAAUACUCACCUCUCACAUGCCUGUUCUAGUCGAAGACUUAAAUAUAUUGUUUUACUGUGCCUGUGUUUGCCAGUGUUUAUUGUUUUCAUUAUUGCUUUUAUUUCCAUGGGGUUUUAAUUAAUACUUCAGUUCUUGUGUAAAAUCUGUGCCUGCUUCAGCAAUUUACAGCAUCAAUUGGACAUGUUUUGCACUUGUGCCCAUGUAAAUGCGGCGUGCACACAUAAUAUUAUUAUAUAUAUUAUAUAAUUUAUUGUGUGAUGUGCAGAAAUGCACUAAGCAUAUGUAAAUUAAAUGUUCCUGUGAAACAAUAUUUUUUCCAUACAGUUUCCAUACAGAGUCUUAUUUACUAUUUUCAUCAACCUAAGAAAUGCAAAGGUGAAAUUAAUAAUUUUGUCCAGUAGAAGUUGAAAAAGGCUUAAGUGUUUUAUGUAUUUCCCUCCAACAGACACAUGAAAAGCCAUCAUAACGUGUAUAUCUUUUGCAUUCAUCUUUACAGAACACUGAUUAAACAAAGUAACAGUAUUGCCUUUCUUCUCAGAUCAACUUCCCAUUUUUUGCCUUCCUCUCACUUUUAUCAGCCUGAUUUGCAUAUUUUAACAUGUUGGUUUUUGCAGGUUGGUUUAGGUAUCCACUCAUUCUAGUGAUAAAUUGAGUGUCUAAAGUGAUUUUGAACACUUUGUUUCCUUGGAGCCACUUUGGAACAAAACAAACUUUGACUGUUUGUGACUGUUGAAAAGAGCAUAAAUUGCAAUGAUGAACAGGCCAUUGUUUGAUCAAAUAUGUUUUCUUGAACAGACUAAUGAGCAAAUGUCAUUCUAUGAUGUAUGCUUUCCAAACAGCCACUGACAGAUGGAGCUUUUUGUGGAAAAAGCUUUAGAGGAACCAGGCUGUGAAUAAUGAGUGAUGCCCCACUCCCCUGUCAUACUCUAUAUGGAAUUGCAGAUUGCUUUUGGUGCAGUUCCAGAGCUUUGUGCUGGUUUGCUGGCAACUGUUACUUGGGCGUGUUACAUGAAACAAUCUAUGCCAAGAAUGUGACAGUUCCUUUUCAAUUCAUAACAAGAUAAAAUUGUAUUUUUAGUUCUCUUUUAGUUAUACUCGCAAUUAUUUUUAUUAUUUGAGAUAUAACGUGCAUGCCGAAUCAUCACUCGGACACUUCCAAGUAUGCUAUAAACUGCCAUUUUGUAGCACUUGCAAGUACCAAUUGUGUUGAAUUGUGAAAUAAAUAAUUCCCAGAACAUGAACUGCAAAAGAUUGUCAAUUUCUGAAACAUUCAAACAUUAGUGCACUAAAAUACUACAGAAGUACAGUAUCAGUGGUUCUUAACCACUAAAUUGGCAGGCACCUCCUCCCCUUUAUGAUUUAUUGGAUUCCUGUUCUAAAAACGGUAUUUCUUCAAUGACAGUAACAGUUGUUGAGGAGAAUAAUUAAUUGUCUUUUUGGUUUUCCAAGAUUGCACACUCCACAGUACAGGUCUACAUUGCAAUAACAGCAUCUAAGCAUGACCGUGCAAAAUCAUUGUAAGCAGGGAUUUCUUAAUACGAGUGAUAAAUGACAGUUUAUGUUGUAGACCAUCUUGAUUUUUUUCAGAUUUAGCAUUUUAAUUUUUUUAAUUAUUUUAAAGCUAAAUCAUGGAAUUACUCCACAUAUCGGAAUUGCUAAAUUUGCACUGUUGCAAACGGUUCCAAGUUUUGAGAGCUCAGGCAGUAUAUUGCAAAUUUGAUGAUUACAGUUUGUUGUUUCUACUGAAAAUGUGCGUACUGUGAUAACUGUUUUUGUGGCAUUUAAAAAUGUUUGACAGUAUGCUGUUUCUGUCACAGCCAUUCUUACUGUUUGUUACAAUAUUUAUGUUCUCCCUCCAUCAAACUCCAUCCUGGCUCUCACUAAUCAGCUCUUAUUCAUUUUUACGUUGAUGAGAAAAUGUUCAGUUUGUAAAAAGAUAAGUGUUGAUUCAAAUGUAAUGAAUAGACAAGAUGCACCUCCUAUGCAGUGCAUGCGUAUGUAUAGAUUUUUUGUAUGACAACUGAAACUGCAUGUCUGUAUCAAACCACCAUUCAUGUACAUAGUCCCUGUAUAAAAGCAUUAGGAUGUUUCUUAAAAAGGAAAACAAAACAUUUCAAAUGUUAAAAUAGUCGAAUAAAAUGACCUU